Messenger RNA from Magallana angulata, 1725 nucleotides. RefSeq lists its product as uncharacterized. NCBI's taxonomy places the organism in Eukaryota, Metazoa, Mollusca, Bivalvia, Ostreida, Ostreidae. Gene Ontology annotation, cellular component: nucleus. The record is from RefSeq and is a predicted model, not a curated record. The coding region runs from base 1 to 1725 and encodes 574 amino acids. Gene Ontology annotation, molecular function: DNA binding. The transcript has a single exon.
AUGGAAAAGGGUAUGCCAGUACUAAAGGCGAGCCGUAUAUUUGGUGUUCCACGACAAACACUAAGAGACAGGGUGAAAAAUGUUGUUUCUAUUGACUGUGUUACCACUGGACGGACACCUGUAUUUACACUGGAAGAGGAAGGUUAUAUUGUCAAUCACAUUAAGUCCAUGGCGAACCUUGGCUAUGGAUAUACGAGGCAGGAAGCUGUAGAUAUUGGAACCAGAUUUGCGGAAAACUUGGGAAAGCGGAAACACACAGACCCUUUAACAUUGCGAUGGUUUUCUGGUUUCGUGAGUAGAUGGCCUGAACUUCGGGUACUCAAACCAAGAAGUUUAGAACACCUAAGAGCCAAAGCUGCCAGUCCAGGAAAUAUUCAAAGAUAUUUCACGGAAUUAGAUGGCAUUAUCAAGAAGUAUGAUCUGACGGAUAAACCCCAUCUUAUCUUUAACGUAGACGAGAAGGGAAUAUCUCAAUGCCACAGUCCGCCUCACGUUGUUGCAGGCAGAGAGGUUCAUCCUCCUGCUGUUACGUCUGGUAAGUCCUCUACCACAACUAUCAUUGGAUGUGGAAGUGCUGCAGGGUUUGCAUUGCCACCAUAUUUUGUAUUUCAAGGAGCCCGCAUGCACCAAGACCUUCUCAAUGGGACUUCACCAGGAUCAAAUGGCUGCGUAUCUGAAACUGGCUGGUCAAACAGUAGCGUGUUCAGGCAGUACUUAGAGGAACAUUUUCUAAGAUUCAUACCCAGGGAAGAUCGUUAUGUCCUUUUGCUUUUAGAUGGACAUUCCACACACAUCUCCGUUGGAUUAAUUGAGUGGGCAAAAGCGCACAAGAUUAUUUUGUUCAUUCUACCCGCCCACACAAGCCAUAUAUUACAACCACUUGAUGUUGGGUGCUUUGGGCCACUGCAAAAAAUUUACAAUUUUGAAUGCCACAAAGAGAUGCGACUUACGGCAAGUACAAUUAGCAGAUAUAAUAUUGGAUCUCUUGCAAGUAAAGCUUAUACAAAGGCACUCAGCCCAGAGAAUCUCCAAAAUGCCUUCAGAAAAACGGGAAUCUAUCCAUUUGACUCUUCGGCAAUCGAUGGAACUAUAUUGGAGCCCUCCCGAGUCUUUUCAAAUGAUUUAGAUGUCAAAAACAGUGGUGACAAUGCAUGUGGUCCUGCAGAAGACGAACACACUGUAGUCCAUCGAAUGACCGACUUUCUCGCCAAAAAAGAGGCAACCCUAAUUUCUACAAAAUCGGAAAAACAAUUAAAAAAAACGGAGAGGAAAUGCCUCAGCAAACUAACAUCUGGUCGCUGCAUUACAGAGGAUGAAGUUGAACAGGCUAUUCUAAACUACAAGAAGGAUACUAGCUCAAGGAACACAAAGAAUGCAGCAAACAAGAAACAGGACAAGGGACCAAUAUUAAAAGAGAAAGAGGAAGCGACGCGAGUUUCAACAUUGAAUGAUUCACAAACAGCCGGACCAAGUGGAGCUGCAGUUACACAUAAGCCCUGGCUCGAUGAUUGGAAUUCCGAGGAACUAGACAUAGAAAUUAGAGAGGAAGAAAAGUGCUGUGUUUGCAAAAAUUUUACCCCUGAUGCAGUGAGACAAAGCUCUGUACUCCAGUUUGUUAAGUGGGGAAAAUGCAAUGCUUGUGGUCACUGGGUACAUCUGCGAUAUUGCUCUAAAACCAUAGCAGUGAGACGAGGCGCAGAAUUCAAGUGUAUCCACUGUUCUUAA